UUGACAUUUCCUAUAAAAUCGCAAGCACCAGGUCCUCAUGGAUAAGCAUCUGCCAUGGCUUCUCCGCCAUUGCCCAAGCUCUUCCUGCUCUUCGCCUCCAUGGCCAUAGCAGCACUGGCUAAGCACAGUAGCGUCCACCUCCACUUCUACCUCCACGACAUCCUCAGCAGCCCCAACGCCACCGCAGUCCUGGUCGCGUCGGCCCCCAAGCCGGCCGCCAGUACGGGACCGCCCUCGCUCUUCAAUUUCGGAGACGUGGUGGUGAUCGACGACCCGCUGACGGAGGGGCCGAACCUGUCGGAGUCGAAGCUCGUGGGGCGCGCGCAGGGCCUCUACGUCCUGGCCUCGCAAGGCCCCACCGAUCCGGCGCUGCUGCUGACGACGAGUCUCGUGUUCACGGAGGGGCGGCACAGCGGCAGCACGCUGAUGGUCCUAUCGCGGGACGCCGUGCUGGCGCCAGUGAGGGAGCUGCCGGUGGUUGGAGGCAGCGGGGCCUUCCGGUGGGCCCGGGGAUACGCCCUCGUGAAGACCUACGCCUUAAAUGCCACCAACGGCGACGCCAUCUUGGAGUGGGACGUGUAUGUACGCUACUAAUUAAUUACUAGUUUAAUUCCGAAUAAUUUGUGAUGAAUUAUUUGUUAAUCCCUGCAUCACGUCGUUAAUGGUUAUAAAAUAAUUUCGAGUA
Zingiber officinale is the source of this 685-nucleotide messenger RNA. Its product is annotated as pterocarpan synthase 1-like. The record is from RefSeq and is a predicted model, not a curated record. Bases 55 to 594 code for a protein of 179 amino acids. NCBI's taxonomy places the organism in Eukaryota, Viridiplantae, Streptophyta, Magnoliopsida, Zingiberales, Zingiberaceae. The transcript has a single exon.